Messenger RNA from Gavialis gangeticus (Gharial), 1327 nucleotides. RefSeq names its product caspase-14-like. Gene Ontology annotation, molecular function: cysteine-type endopeptidase activity. NCBI's taxonomy places the organism in Eukaryota, Metazoa, Chordata, Crocodylia, Gavialidae. The transcript has 7 exons. The record is from RefSeq and is a predicted model, not a curated record. The coding region runs from base 13 to 1095 and encodes 360 amino acids. Gene Ontology annotation, biological process: proteolysis.
CAGGGAGCGGUGAUGGCGGCGGAGGCGCUGAGGCUGCUGCAGGUCCUGGACGAGCUGGACCAGGCCCAGCUGAGGGCGUGCCGGUGUCACCUGAGAUUCCAGAGCCGCGUCUCGCAGGCGCAGCUGGAGGCGGCGGGCUCGCGCGAGGAGCUGGCCCAGCUGCUGCUCCAGCUCUUCCCGGCCGCUGGCCAGGCCGCCGCCGUGCUGAGCGAGGCGCUGGAGCGGAGCGGGCGCUGCGACCUGGCCGCGGCGCUGCGGCGGGGGCAGGAGCACGGGCCAGGCUCAGUGGCUGUCCUGACAAAUGAGAAAUGGCAAGCGGCUCAGCAGACACACGAUGAAAUCCAGAGCAGCCCGGAUGAGCUGGAAGAGUAUGACAUGAGGAAUGGACGCAUGGCUUUCUUGAUGUGUGUGACAACAGAUAGACCUGGUGCGGGGAAUGAUAUUGAAGUAAUGAGGAAGUUGUUUCAAGACUACAACUUUACUCACCAAGAAUGCAUAGACCCCAUUGGGCAGGAUAUAGUGCCAAAGUUGGAAAAAUUCCGUGAUGAAAUCAAUCAGUCGGCAGAUGUCAUUAGCUGCUGCCUCAUCACUCUUAUGAGCCAUGGGACAAAAAAUGGCUACAUUUGUGGGAAAGAUAAAGACAAAGUUAAUCUCGAAGUUAUAUUUCCACUAUUCAACAAUGCAAACUGUCCAAAACUUCAAGGAAAGCCGAAAAUCUUUAUCAUUCAGGCAUGCAGAGGACGAAGCCUAGAUGAAGGAGUUGAACAAAUGGACAAUGCUUUCCAGGAAUCUGAUGACAUGAUGGAUUCCAUGAGGCUACCAACAACUAGCGAUUACUAUAUUGUAUAUUCCACUCAGAAGGGUUAUAUUUCUUUGCGUAACAAAAUAAUUGGAUCAAGGAUGAUUCAAGCAAUGAAUGAAGUGUUCUCACAGCAUGGCAUGAAGUGGCACCUUGGGGAUUUAUUUACAAAGGUAAAUAAGAAGCUGAUGCAGAGAGAUUUCAAGAUAGACAAACACAUUGUGAAAGUGACAAUAGUCAUGGAAUCCACUUUAACCAAGGCUGUGUACCUUACACCUAGACUGGCUAAUAAGUGAAGAUUCAUUUCCUAUUGAAUAGUUUCCUUCUCACAAAUUAUCGCAAAACUCUUUAAGAUGUUCCUUUUAAACAGCUUGUUUUAUUGACUUUUAGCAGCUGUCUGAUGUGAUUGUUUUAAUAAAAGUCACAUUUUUAAACAUUUUUAUAAGAAUUUUGGAAAAUCUACUUUGGGGUAUUGACUGUACUUCGUUUAUACUGUUUAGAAAUAAAAUUAAACCCUACAAAAAGUUG